Plasmodium vivax (malaria parasite P. vivax) is the source of this 657-nucleotide messenger RNA. RefSeq lists its product as hypothetical. The coding region runs from base 1 to 657 and encodes 218 amino acids. The record is from RefSeq and is a predicted model, not a curated record. NCBI's taxonomy places the organism in Eukaryota, Apicomplexa, Aconoidasida, Haemosporida, Plasmodiidae. The transcript has a single exon.
AUGCGCAAAAAGGGCAGCGGCUUCAUUGGGGGGAAGCUAAAUUUAAAAAUUAAAAAAAAAAAAAAAAACGCCAAGCAGGAAGCGCGUCAUGGAGAAGCCAGCCAUGUGGACAGCGUUGCGAAAAGUGGCGAAGCAGUUCAGGUUAAGAGUGACCCAUCGGAGCAUGAUGGCAAGAAGGAUGGCUCCGAAAAAAUUAUAAAAGGAACAGGAAGAAUAACAACGGAGAAGAAUACAGUCCGGGGGGUCAGAACAGAUUUUAUGGCUGAAAUUAAAGAGGGCUAUGACAUCAUUUUGGAAAACCCUUCAACCUUUCGAAACGAACGGAGGACUGUGACGUCCGUGCUGAGCAACAAGACGUUGCUUGUGCAUGAGGAGUUCACAACGGACAUAAGCACCACGUGUGCGUUUUACAUCGCCUCCGGUGGGAAAAGCGGAGGGAAACCUGUUGGCCAACCCGCAGACACACCGGAGGCGCACAUCGGCGUGGAGUACGCCAAAGUUUUCGAGCAGACGUCCAGGCAGGAUCAGGUCGAGGUGCGGGAGAAGACGGGGCUCUGGUCCUACCGAGUGGUGAAGAAGAAGGUCGACGGGCGGCUGACCAACGAGGAGAAGCUGGACAUGCGCGUUAGAAGCGGCCGCGACAAGUUCUGCUGGUAG